AUGGCAAAGACAAACAAUGCCUCCUCGCGAGGCUGCUGCUGCACCUCCACUUUGAAAGUCCUCGCUGUGCUGCUUGCCGUUUUCGCCUCUCUAUUCUACUACCUUGAACAACAUCUCGAAUCAUUCUACAUCUUCGAUCCGGCCCAUUUGCAUGAUCUUUCUCAGCGCGCCAUCGCGGCGCAUGGAAACGACACGCGCGCCGUGGUCAAAUAUAUUGUUGGCGAAUUGGAUGAGAAACUCGACGGAAAGCACCUGAACUUUGAGGAGGAGUGGGUGUUUAACAACGCUGGCGGUGCCAUGGGUGCCAUGUACAUUAUUCACGCCAGUAUCACCGAGUACUUGAUCAUUUUCGGAACUGCAAUCGGCACCGAAGGACACACCGGCCGCCACACCGCAGACGACUACUUCCACAUCCUCCAAGGCACUCAACUAGCCUACGUCCCCGGCGAAUACGAGCCCGAAGUCUACCCCCAAGGAAGCGUACACCACUUGCGUCGCGGCGACGUCAAGCAAUACAAGAUGGAUGAAUCAUGCUUCGCGCUUGAAUAUGCCCGUGGCUGGAUCCCUCCUAUGCUUGGAUUUGGAUAUGCCGAUACCUUCACGUCGACCCUUGACUUUCCUACGUUGUGGGCUACGACCAGGAUAACUGGUCGUGAGAUGAUUGGCAAUUUGUUGCAGGGCAAGAUUUAG
Messenger RNA from Talaromyces marneffei, 690 nucleotides. RefSeq lists its product as uncharacterized. The record is from RefSeq and is a predicted model, not a curated record. NCBI's taxonomy places the organism in Eukaryota, Fungi, Ascomycota, Eurotiomycetes, Eurotiales, Trichocomaceae. Gene Ontology annotation, biological process: ergosterol biosynthetic process. The transcript is spliced from 3 exons. The coding region runs from base 1 to 690 and encodes 229 amino acids. Gene Ontology annotation, cellular component: endoplasmic reticulum.